GUUUUCUUUUCUUUCCUCUCCGAACUUCAUCUCCUUCUUCCAUCCGUGCCUCGAUUACUUCCAAAAUAAAUGUAGCAUUAGAAAUAAAUUCAGUAAAACGAUACAAUUUAUUAUCGCGUGGAUCUAAAUUUCAUACAUUCUCACUCGUGGUGGGUGUGCGUCCUCUUUAAGCUGUGCAAAUUAAGUGGUUGGUGGUGCCAAGAAAGCGAAAUCGCAUAAAGUAGAGUUUUGCGAAUCAGUAAAAGUUCACAUAAGAACAUAAAUACAUACGUGCAUCAGUAAAGUAUUAGCAAAUGACAUGAAUAUCGAACUACUUUUUUCUUAAGGAUAUUUUGCGAUGGUGUGAUGAUCCCGGGUACGUCACGCGUCCAUCCCGUACAUCCAUUCGUACAUAUGUAUAUAUAUUUAGUUGCAGUUUUGCAUAUGUAUGUGAAUUUCGCAUGGUUUGAUUGAACUUUGAGACGAAGAAGGGCGACAUGCAGUAUUGCAAGUAGUGUGUACAUACAUAGAAUAGUGACAAUUUUACUGACAUAUCAUCACAACAACAUACUUAAUACAUUAAGAUAACAUUGAAAAUUAUGCACAUUUAGUUUUAUGCAUGAAGACCAAUCAAAUCCAGGGGUGUAAUCGAAAUCAAUGAAAUAGAGAAACAUAAAAGUUGACUUUUUGAGACAAGUAGAAGUAGAGCAUGUAAAGGGCAAGAACAAUGAGCAGGACAAGGAACACUUUGCAACACAUUUACAUGAGUACGUAACGACGAGCCAGUUAAUUUAGUGAGAUUUUGCUCAAGUGGUAUCAAUUGAGAUUCAUAAAUAUAACAAAUUGUGCUUUUGUUUAAGAGAUUUAAUAAAGAUUCAAUUCAUGCAGUGUUUCGUGAUGUGAUGUGAUUUCAGUUUUUUUUGGUACUGCAUAUUUACUCUUGGAUUAUUUAGUUGAUUAGUAAAUACGUAAAGGCUUCCCUGAUCGGAAUACGAAAUCUCAAAGUGGAAUGCACAUGGAAUUUAAUCCUGUGGAAAGAUUUAUUCCCAGAACCAGACUAAAAGUGUAACGUGUAGAUAACUUCGAAUAUUUAUUGUAUAAAAAUAUCCUGUUAGAAGUUUAGUUUGUAAAAUGACUCAAAAAAUGGAAGGAUUCGACGGAGUUUUAAAUCAGGUCGGGACAUUUGGGCGAUUCCAAGGUUUAGUCCUGUUCUGCAUGACGAUACAAGCUUUCCUCUCAUGGCACCACUUGUCGGCCGUAUUCCUCGCCGCAGUUCCACCGCAUUGGUGCAAAGUAGACGAUUUGGAUGAAUCGGGCUGGACUUUGGAACAAAUUCGCAACUUUUCUAUACCAAAAUCUGCCAGAGCUGGAUCUCCUUACGCGUGGGAGCCUUGCUCGUACUAUGAUUUCAACUACACUCAAAUUCUGACCGAGUCCGGAUCGUCGUUUGAGACUGCUUUCUCCUCAACUUUCACUUCCGGUGAUGACGACGGUACGACCCUUCCCGUUAAGGAGUGUGUCACCGAGUGGAACUGGGACAGAAGUGUGUACAACUCGACAGUAGUUUCGCAAUUCAAUCUCGUCUGCCAUCGUCGCCUCCUCGUCGGUACGAUUCAAGGCACUUACAUGGGUGGCGUGCUUAUCGGGUCACUAUUCUUUGGCUCACUAUCUGACCAAAUUCUAGGACGACGUCGAUCCGCCCUAAUUUCUCUGUUUGUCUCGCUCUUUGGCGGAUUUGGUUCGGGGCUGGUAACUUCUUAUCAAUUGUUUCUCCUCUUCCGAUUCAUCUUAGCAGCCGGGGUGGCCGGAAGUUAUCAAAAUUGCUACGUUCUAAUGUUGGAAUAUGCCAACCCAGCAGCCCGUGCCAGUCUUGGAUUGCUCGGCCAAUUAUCUUUCGCCUUGGGAUACAUGAUGCUAGCUGUUUUGGGGUAUUUCUUCAGAAGCUGGGAAGAUUUUCAGUUAGUCUCCACCGGGAUUGGACUUGCUCUGAUUUCAUAUUACUGGAUCCUCCCAGAAUCCGCACGUUGGCUGUUGCAUCGUGGUGAUUAUGAUGCUGCAUACAAAACGCUGUCCUACGUGGCUAAAAUUAACCGAAAAUUAAUCCCCGAGAAGGAAAAACUUAUUCAAAUCUUUCACCAACAUCACAACGGAGAAAAUAAUCCGUCCGUCUCUACAAACAACGAAUCAAAGCUCAACGCUCGCCACGCAAACAAAUUGUGUUCCAUCCUCCUCGUCAGUGUCGACAAUUAUUGGAAACUUUUAAAAACACGGGAAAUCAGGAAACGUACAUUAUUAAUUUGGUCACUCUUUAUAAUUGUGGAUCUCGUCUAUUAUGGCGUUGUCUUCGAUUCCGCGACGUUAACCAAUGAUCCGUUUCUUUUAGUUUUUUUGGCCGGACUGAUGGAAGUGCCUGCUUACACAUUGGUUAUCCCUUGUUUGACCAUUUUGGGUAGGAAACCGACGGUCAUUGGGACAUUUACGCUGACGGCGGUGUGUUCUUUCAUCGUAGCGUAUACUCCCGCAGAAUAUGAACUUAUCAGAGUUGCUGUAUCGAUGUCGGGGAAGUUGUUUAUAACGACAUGUUUUGCAGUCCUUUAUCUUCUGGGGGCCGAACUUUUUCCGACCUCGACACGAACAACAGGAUUAGCUUCUGCCGUAAUAUUUGGACGGUUGGGAUCUAUCCUGGCUCCAUUUAUUGUUGAUUUGGUGAAAACUUCAUAUCGAGACUUGCCCAAUAUUAUAUUUGGCUUGGUGUCCGUUGCCGCGGGUCUGCUAUCGUUAUUACUUCCGGAAACCAAAGAUUCAGAAAUGUUUGAUGAAAUUACAGAAUUAGAGAAAAAUGGGAACAAUAAUCCUCCUGUCAGUGUUCAAAUUAAGCUUAAUUCCGGCUUAGACAUUGGUUCCGCCGUGGACGAGAAGUCUCGAACUGAAAGUAACGGCGGCUUGUCAGGAACUAGUAAUUACGUUAUUCAUAAUUCUCCGUGAUUGUCUGUGAUAUCAUUUGUACAAAAAAAGCUUAAUGCAACCUAGUGAAUAAAAGUGUAAGAAACAAUA
Molecule: messenger RNA, 3033 nt
Organism: Folsomia candida
Lineage: Eukaryota; Metazoa; Arthropoda; Collembola; Entomobryomorpha; Isotomidae
Product: organic cation transporter protein
Exons: 11
Coding region: 1111-2964 (617 amino acids)
Biological process (GO): transmembrane transport
Cellular component (GO): membrane
Molecular function (GO): transmembrane transporter activity
Source: RefSeq, a predicted model, not a curated record